This is a messenger RNA of Caenorhabditis elegans, 2535 nucleotides long. RefSeq names its product Degenerin deg-1 (gene deg-1). The transcript is spliced from 18 exons. Gene Ontology annotation, biological process: sodium ion transport; monoatomic ion transport. The record is from RefSeq and is marked reviewed. Gene Ontology annotation, cellular component: membrane. Gene Ontology annotation, molecular function: monoatomic ion channel activity; sodium channel activity. NCBI's taxonomy places the organism in Eukaryota, Metazoa, Nematoda, Chromadorea, Rhabditida, Rhabditidae. The coding region runs from base 1 to 2535 and encodes 844 amino acids.
AUGUCGAACCAUCACAGUAAAACAAAAAAGACAUCAAUGCUCGGCCGUGAAGAUUACAUUUAUAGUCAUGACAUUACAAACAAAAACAAAAAAGAAAAGCUCAACGGUGCUUCCAAAAACAACGACUACAAUCAAGACGACGAUGACGAAACGAUGAAAAGUAAAAUGAUGGAUUUUUGCGACAAAACAACGGCUCAUGGAGCAAAACGGGUUCUAAUUGCAAGAAAUAGUUUUUCAAAACUAAUGUGGGGUCUGAUCAUCUUCUCCUUUUUAUUGAUGUUUGCUUAUCAAGCCAGCAAGUUGAUUUUCAAAUUCAGCGCCCACGAAAAAAUCACGGAUAUUUCGCUAAAAUUUGACGACGUAGAGUUUCCAGCAAUCACAUUUUGCAAUCUGAAUCCAUAUAAAAAGAGUCUUGUUAUGAUGGUUCCAUCCAUUCGAGAUACGAUGGACGUCUACGAUAAUGCCAAAACACAUAGUAAAUCUGAAGGAGAAAAGAAAAAACCCAAAGUUUCCCGCAAACAACAUUCUGAUGCAAGCCAGCAGAUGGUCCGUGAGCUCUUUGCAAAAGAGAUUGAAGAAGGAAUGGUAGAGCUAAAAAAAUCAAACAAAACAUUACAAUCUCAAAACAAAUCGGGAAGACGGAGAUCUCAGAGAUCGAUUGAAAAUCGAAGAUACGAAGCAAUAGAGGCUCAUUGUAAAUGUGUUGGAAAUAUUGGCAUGGAGUGUAUCCGAUUCGAAUCUCCACCGAGGGACCCGUCGUCCAAAUGCAUUUGUACCUACGACAGGGACAUGGAAGUCGCUUGGCCAUGCUUCAAUAUAAGUGUGUGGUACGAUCACGAAUGUCCACUUUGUCAUGAUGAUGGAUAUUGUGAAUCUACUCUCCCAUCUGGCACAACAUCAUCAGACAAAUGGCCAUGUAUGUGCAGGAAUCGAGGAGAUACUAGUGAGCGAGAUGACCCACUUGAACUUAUUUACGGAUUCCGCAAGACUCCCUAUUGCAUUGGUAAAGCCGGUGUGGGUAAAAUUGAAAUUCGAAAACUUUGGCUUGAAAACAAUAUGACAACAACAUCAACAACUACUACAACAACCACAACCCCACCACCAACAACGACCUCCACAACUACAACUACCACAACGACACCUCCUCCCACGACCACUGUUUCUACUUCUACUUCUACCACUUCAACCACAACUACGACUACUACAACGACAACACCACGACCUACAACAACAGAAAAAACUACUACUACCCCAAGACCAACGACUUCAACAACUUCAACAACCACUACAACACAUCCGCCAACUACAACCACCACCCCAUAUCCAACCCGUCCAAACCAAAGAGCAAUUGUCAGUAACCCUGAAACUAUCAAGGCUAUGGGUUUUCAGGGCAUGACUGAUGGAGUAGCAAUGUUAACACGGGCCAAGGAAAACUUAAUGUUCACAAUGGCAGCUUUAUCAGAUAAACAGAGGAUUGCAUUGAGUCAAUCCAAACAUGAAUUUAUUGAAAUGUGUUCAUUUAAUGGAAAAGAAUGUGAUAUUGAUGAAGAUUUCCGGCUUCACGUUGAUCCGGAAUUCGGAAACUGCUUUACUUUCAAUUAUGACGUCAAUAACAACUACACAAGUAGCCGAGCUGGUCCGAUGUAUGGAAUUCGUGUCCUUCUAUUCGUAAACACAUCAGAUUAUAUGUCAACUUCUGAGUCAUCCGGAGUUCGACUGGCCAUCCAUCCACCAACUGAGUACCCGUUCCCCGACACAUUCGGCUAUUCUGCGCCAGUUGGUUUUGCAAGUAGUUUUGGAAUCAAAAAGAAAGUGAUGCAAAGGUUGCCAGCACCAUAUGGAGAAUGUGUAGAAACGAAGAAAGUUGUAGACAGAAAUUAUAUUUACGCGGGGUACGAUUAUCAUCCAGAAGGUUGUCAUAGAAGUUGCUUCCAAAAUGGACUGAUUGAUGAUUGUUCGUGUGGAGAUCCUCGUUUCCCAGUACCAGAAGGUUAUAGACAUUGCUCGGCAUUUAAUGCAACAGCUCGUACCUGUCUUGAGAAGAACAUUGGCUCAGUUGGAGAUUUCCAUCAUAUCACUCAAAAAAUGGACAAAUGCGUGUGUAAGCAAUCAUGUGAAGAAAUUAUUCAUGAAGUUACCUUUUCAUGCUCCAAAUGGCCUUCGGGAGCUACUGACCUUGGAGACUGUGAUGGUAUGACAGAAAGCGAGUGCGAACAAUACUAUCGGCUAAAUGCGGCAAUGAUCGAGGUAUUCUACGAACAACUGAACUACGAACUGCUUCAAGAAUCAGAGGCAUACGGUUUGGUUAACUUGAUCGCCGAUUUUGGAGGACAUUUAGGACUUUGGCUAGGAUUCUCCGUAAUCACCGUGAUGGAAGUUUGUGUUCUGCUUGUUGAUAUGAUUUCCCUUUUCUUUAAAAGUCGGCACGAAGAAAAACUUCUGAGACAGAGCACAAAAAGGAAAGAUGUUCCAGAAGAUAAACGGCAAAUUACAGUUGGAUCAGGGCGAAAGUCAGACGCUUUCGUAUCAAUAUAA